Molecule: messenger RNA, 1760 nt
Organism: Brassica napus (rape)
Lineage: Eukaryota; Viridiplantae; Streptophyta; Magnoliopsida; Brassicales; Brassicaceae
Exons: 1
Coding region: 186-1106 (306 amino acids)
Source: RefSeq, a predicted model, not a curated record
ACAUUUUUGGAAAACUAAAUAAGAAAUUCAGGAUUUUUAUUUGACUUAUAAUUUAGAGUAGAUAUUUUUCCUUUCAUAUUUUAAACUAAAUUUUCUUAUGAAUCUUUUUUAGCUUUUUUUUUUUAAUGGAGGCUUUAUAAAAGGAUGCAUAAGCAACCCAUGUAAAAUACUAUCUAUCUUUCAAAAUGUCUUCAAACCCAAACAGAUUCAGCUCUUAUGGGGAUGAUACUACAAACUAUCAUGGUUUUGCUCCCAACUUCAGGAAUCAUAAUUCCAAAACAACUCGAUCGAUGGUCACUACCUCUGAUCACAUGAACCAUAGAGGUUUAUUCUCUUCUUCUCCCUCUUUUUCUUGCUACCAAAAUUCACAUGUCUCUUCAUCUUCUUUUGGAUUGAACAAUUCAUAUAUGAAUUAUCAUAUGAGGAGUGAAAGUGAUUCUGUUCUUGGUGCUAAUUGUUUUCCUAUUACAAAUAAUCCUCAAUAUUCUCAAGUCUCUUUCACCCAAACAAUUACAAAUAGGUUUUCUGCAAUUGUUCCUAGCAAUCAAAUUUACAAUAUCCAAAAUGAUAUUGCACGUGUCCAACAUGACAUGGAUUUUAAAACCAAUAUGUGGAAUCGUCCUACAUCUUAUCGUCCAACCUUUCUUGAUAAAAACUGUGGGAUCUUGAACCCUAAACCUGUUUAUGCCAUUCCUCACCAAGACUCUCCUUAUCGUCAGCAUCUGGACAUGUUUUCUUCGUCAUCAAAGUACAACCAUGACCUACAUGUUCUCCAAGAAGGUCAGUCGUCAAGGAAAAGCCCUAAACCAAACAAAUCUCAUGAUAAUUACAAUUCUGAUGAAGACGGUAUAAGUGAAGAUGUUCAAUAUGAUGGUCGGACACAUAGUUUGCCAUAUGAGAAAUAUGGUCCAUAUACAUGUCCCAAGUGCAAAGGUGUGUUUAACACUUCACAGAAAUUUGCUGCACAUAUGUCAUCGCAUUACAAGAAUGAGACGAAAAAAGAAAGAGAUGAGAGGUAUCGUGCAAGGAUUAAAAAAAAAUAUCACAAACUAAGCAACAAUAUACAUGGUGGAUCUAAGAAGAUCAAACUGGAGACGAUGGAGUAAGUGACAGCGAAGCUUUCAUACCAUUGUGAUGGUAAAGAAAGAGCCUGCUUAGGAGUUCUUUUGUUUAGUGGCUUCCCAACUUAUUUAAUUUAUCUAAAUAAAAUGCAUGUUUCUCCUUUUUAGCCUUUCAUUAUCUAUGCUGUGAAUAUGGUUGAAUGUACGGUACUUGGGCGGAUAAUUGUUAUCUUCUCUCAUUAAAAUAUGACUCAACUGUAUUUUAUAGUACUUUGUUCUUUUAUGGCAUAUCCAACCUAUAGUACUAUUAUUUAUUUUUUUUCUUCAAACGGCUGUUCUAUUACUCAAGUUUGAUGUGGUCUGGGAAACCAGACCGAAACAGAACAACCAAUGUAAUAUUCUAUAGUACUAUUAUAGUGUCAAAAACACACUAUAUUAAUAUAGUUUCAGCACUAAAAAUCAUUUCAUCAUCUCCUAUCGAAUUGAAUGCAACCUUAAACUCUUGUAAAGCAAAGUGUUGACAAGGGGUUUUCGAUAUAUAGUCAAUACCCUUCCCUAUACCCACUCAUCUAAACACUCAUGAAGACAUAAAUGGUUGCUCCUUGACGAUUCAAAUAUUCUUAAAACCAAUGAUAGGUUAGUAAGUGCCAACUUUUAUAAAUGAAACAUGCUGUAUAAACCAUGUACCUAGCUAUCGUC